Molecule: messenger RNA, 1961 nt
Organism: Nomascus leucogenys (northern white-cheeked gibbon)
Lineage: Eukaryota; Metazoa; Chordata; Mammalia; Primates; Hylobatidae
Gene: IL36R
Product: interleukin 36 receptor
Biological process (GO): regulation of inflammatory response; signal transduction
Molecular function (GO): interleukin-1 receptor activity
Source: RefSeq, a predicted model, not a curated record
CACGGUGGUGACGGGGAAAUACCUAGGCAUGGAAGUGGCAUGACAGGGCUGGGGUCCCUGUCAUAUUUUCCACUCUCCAGGAGGUCCUGCACGCUUCAAUCCUGCAGGCAGCCCGGUUUGGGGAUGUGGUCCUUGCUGCUCUGCGGGUUGUCCAUCGCCCUUCCACUGUCUGUCACAGCAGAUGGAUGCAAGGACAUUUUUACGAAAAAUGAGAUGCUUUCAGCAAGACAGCCUUUUGCUUUUAAUUGUACAUUCCCUCCUAUAACAUCUGGGGAAGUCAGUGUAACAUGGUAUAAAAAUUCUAGCAAAAUCCCAGUGUCCAAAAUCAUACAGUCUAGAAUUCACCAGGACGAGACUUGGAUUUUGUUUCUCCCCAUGGAAUGGGGGGACUCAGGAGUCUACCAAUGUGUUUUAAAGGGUAGAGACAGCUGUCAUAGAAUACAUGUAAACCUAACUGUUUUUGAAAAACAUUGGUGUGACACUUCCAUAAGUGGUUUACCAAAUUUAUCAGAUGAGUACAAGCAAAUAUUGCAUCUUGGAAAAGAUGGUAGCCUCACAUGUCAUCUGCACUUCCCGAAGAGUUGUGUUUUGGGUCCAAUAAAGUGGUAUAAGGACUGUAACGAGAUUAAAGGGGAGCGGUUCACUGUUUUGCAAACCAGGCUUUCGGUGAGCAAUGUCUCAGCAGAGGACAGAGGGAACUACGCAUGUCAAGCCAUAUUGACACACUCAGGGAAGCAGUACGAGGUUUUAAAUGGCAUCACUGUGAGCAUCACAGAAAGAGCUGGAUAUGGAGGAAGUGUCCCUAAAAUCAUUUAUCCAAAAAAUAAUUCAAUCGAAGUACAGCUUGGUACCACCCUGAUUGUGGACUGCAAUAUAACAGACACGAAGGAUAAUACAAAUCUACGAUGCUGGAGAGUCAAUAACACUUUGGUGGAUGAUUACUAUGAUGAAUCCAAACGAAUCAGAGAAGGCGUGGAAACCCAUGUCUCUUUUCGGGAACAUAAUUUGUACACAGUAAACAUCACCUUCUUGGAAGUGAAAAUGGAAGAUUAUGGCCUUCCUUUCAUGUGCCACGCUGGAGUGUCCACAGCAUACAUUAUAUUACAGCUCCCGGCUCCAGAUUUUCGAGCUUACUUGAUAGGAGGGCUUAUCGCCUUGGUGGCUGUGGCUGUGUCUGUUGUGUACAUAUACAAUAUUUUUAAGAUUGACAUUGUUCUUUGGUAUCGAAGUGCCUUCCAUUCUACAGAGGCCAUAGAAGAUGGGAAGCUGUAUGAUGCCUAUGUCUUAUACCCCAAGCCCCACAAGGAAAGCCAGAGGCAUGCCGUGGAUGCCCUCGUGUUGAAGAUCCUGCCCAAGGUGUUGGAGAGACAAUGCGGAUAUAAGUUGUUUAUAUUCGGCAGAGAUGAAUUCCCUGGACAAGCCGUGGCCAAUGUCAUCGAUGAAAACGUUAAGCUGUGCAGGAGGCUGAUUGUCAUUGUGGUCCCCGAAUCGCUGGGCUUUGGCCUGUUGAAGAACCUGUCGGAAGAACAAAUCGCGGUCUAUAAUGCCCUGAUCCAGGACGGGAUGAAGGUUAUUCUCAUUGAGCUGGAGAAAAUCGAGGACUACACAGUCAUGCCGGAGUCAAUUCAGUACAUCAGACAGAAGCACGGUGCCAUCCGGUGGCAUGGGGACUUCACGGAGCAGUCACAGUGUGUGAAGACCAAGUUUUGGAAGACAGUGAGAUACCACAUGCCGCCCAGAAGGUGUCGGCCGUCUCCUCCGGUCCAGCUGCCACAGCACACACCUUGCUACCGCACCGCAGGCCCAAAACUAGGCUCAAGAAGAAAGAAGUGUACUCUUACGACUGGCUAAGAGUUGCUGGACUGACACCUAUGGCUGGAAGAUGACUUGUUUUGCUCCACAUCUCCUCAUUCCUACACCUAUUUUCUGCUGCAGGAUGAGGCUAGGGUUAGCGUUCUAGA